Rhipicephalus sanguineus (brown dog tick) is the source of this 859-nucleotide messenger RNA. RefSeq lists its product as uncharacterized. Lineage: Eukaryota; Metazoa; Arthropoda; Arachnida; Ixodida; Ixodidae. The transcript has a single exon. The record is from RefSeq and is a predicted model, not a curated record. The coding region runs from base 262 to 696 and encodes 144 amino acids.
UAACCUUUUGUGCGAAGUUGUUGCAUACCCAAUGCGCUACAUACUCGUCCCUCUCAGCUAGCGCGACAGUGGUGGUCGAUAAGUGUUAUUACGCAAACUCCAGGUCUCACAGCUGUUUCGCUGGCAAGAAAAAGAAAUAUGGCGUCGUCGCGCUGAGAGUCCCUUCGUUGAGGGUCUCUUCGAGGAAACCCGCGAGGACGAUCAUUCCAACUACACUUUUCUAUUCGUCGACUCAGCCUCGAUCGCUUCCGAGAAGGAGUCAUGGGAGCCCUGUACCCGGGAGACUGCCUGGAAGACGACUUCGAGCCGUGGUUGGACGAAACGGACCCCUGGAUCGACCGGGUGUACCGUCUCAACGGCGACGUCUCCACGGCUUCCUCGGACGCCGUCAUCACGCACUACCUGACGGACGACGAGCUUUACCGGACGCUGGCGUUCCCCGCCGAUUACGACUGGUCGACCACGGUGAUCUUCAAGUUCGACGUCGACUGCCCCGAGAUAUGGCCCAAGCUGUGCAAGUUUAUCGAUCUCUGCCCCGAAGUCAAGUUUGGCGGCUGGGCCCGCACCAAGGUGUCCUACGUGCACCUCAUCAAGACCUGGACUGUUGACGAGGCCGACUUCUUGAUCGGUAAACGAGAGGCCGACAUCGAAGGAAUUCACUGCCGCAUUCUUCCCGUCAGAGUUGUGCCGGUCUGAGACGCGAUUCCGCGCUUGGUGUGCGUGUCAGCGCGCGAUCGGACGCUGCAAUGUCAUAACUCCUCUUGUUCAGUUUCAACAUUUUCGUCUCGUUUUCUUUUUUGUGGCCUGUGCGAGUGUUCAUGGGCGUCAGAGUGGUUCUAUUAAACACGUGUGCUACCAA